This is a messenger RNA of Paramisgurnus dabryanus, 1952 nucleotides long. RefSeq names its product multiple coagulation factor deficiency 2, ER cargo receptor complex subunit (gene mcfd2). Lineage: Eukaryota; Metazoa; Chordata; Actinopteri; Cypriniformes; Cobitidae. Gene Ontology annotation, molecular function: calcium ion binding. The record is from RefSeq and is a predicted model, not a curated record.
UAGCUGUCGUGUCCAUGAGGUGAAAGGUAGCUACGGCAAGCCAAAGCGACCAGAAAUAGCGGUGCUGAGUAAAUAUCAGCAGUAGUUCAUUAUAACUCAACUGUGUCUGAACAAACGGCAAAUAUUUAUCCAGCAAUUUUGUUUCAUAGCAUUGUAAUGAGAUUUAAAGGAUUAUGGGGCUGGUUCCUGCUCUGGUCCAGCUGCAUGCUGUCUGUAUCGUCACAUGGAGGACACCAUGCAGAAACAGGUGGCUCAAAUCAAAUCCCUCCACCAAUCACCCGGCUGGACAGGAACAUGAUUCAAGAUAAAGAUCACAUCAUGGAGCACUUGGAGGGUGUGAUUGAAAAGCCAGAGUCAGACAUGACCCCUCAAGAACUUCAGCUUCACUACUUUAAGAUGCAUGAUUAUGAUGGCAACAAUCUUCUGGAUGGACUUGAGUUAGCCACUGCCAUUACUCAUGUGCAUAAGGAGGAAGGAGGAGAGGCUAGCCAGCCAAUGAGAGAAGAGGAUCUCAUCAACCUCAUUGAUGAUGUUCUCAGGGAUGAUGACAAAAACAAUGAUGGCUACAUUGACUAUGCGGAGUUCGCGAGGUCUCUGGAGUAAAUGAAGAAGGGACCGCACACUGCCGUACUGCGAAUGCACAAUACCUCUGAUGUACAGAACCGCCACACAUUCCUCCAUGUGUAUGCAUUUUCACCAGAGCAGUAUAUUCAUGUUCCAAUAUAAACGUUUUAAAAUGAUGAGGGCCAUGUGGCAUGACGUGGGUUUUUGGCCAUCAGUGUGUAGCAUUCACAACUGUACAUCUCUGGUUAGAAUGGACCAUUGAUGCAUAAACUGCCAAAUUGAUUCACUGUAAACAAACAAAUCAUUUGUUGUUCCUAAAUAAAUGCUUUGCAGUGACAAAGCUGAUGGCUGUAAUUGACAACAAACUUUACCUUUUCUAGUUUAAAGGAAAGCCACUUAAAUUUUAAUGAUGUGAGUUUUUUUGUUAAAGGUUUAGGUCACCCACAGACGACAAUUUUGUCAUUAUUUACUCACUGUUCCAAACCCACAUGACUUUCACAAGCAAAGAAGUGACAACAGAUUGUUGUCAUUUACUUUGAUUGUAUGUAUGAAAGUACAGUGUCAACAUUUUACACAAUUUCCUGUUACACAGAAGAAACGAUUUCACAGAAUUACAAGUUUGUACUGUAUGUCUUAAAUACAGUAAACUAAUAUGUUGUCCCUGAUGUUACUUGGAUAGUUCACCCAAAAAUGAAAAUGUUGUUGUUAUUUACUCACCUCAUGUCUAUCUUUGUUCUUCAGAACCCAAAUGCAGAUUUCGUGUUGCCUCUCUUUCAAUGGAAAUUUUCUCUGUCUGUUGUGUAGGCAAUUUUAGGAUGUUCACUUAAGUGUAACUAUUAAAACAAUAGUUAUAUCUUCACAACACGAAAGUAGAGAGGUCUUCAGGACACUUAAAAUACACAAUUUAGGUCAUAUUGAAGCUUGAAGAGUUUUCUGGUUACUGUGGGAGUGGAUGGUGUCUGCCUCUGUCACCAUAUAUUCCCAUAGUAACCAGAAAACCCCAGAUAACCCUUAAAAAAAAUCUGCGUUUGGGUUCUGAAGAAUAAACAAAAGAAAUCUGGGGUUACAAUGAUAUGAGGGUGAGUAAAAAAUGAUAAAGUUUGAAUUUUUGGUAAACUAUCCCUGUAAGAACUGGUGCCAGAGUGCAUCAUCAAUAGAGAUUCAGUUCUGAUGAGCUAUUUAGGUCAAACUUAAGGAGCUGCUAUAAACAUUUCUAAUGAAGAGAAAAAAGUCCUUCAAUAAAUAAAGACUGAAUGUAAACAAUGUGAUUCAUUAUGCUGAUACUUUUUGACAUACUGGGUUAAUUUAUUUCUAGCAAAGUUGUGAAUGAUACUGAUGACUUUGAAUAGGAAUGUAAUAAAAUUUAGUAUGCUCUACUGUAUAUUUCA